AUGUUUCCCGAUAAUCUCACCUCCAGCGGCAACAUCUCCGGGUUUAUGGUGGUGAAAGAUGCAUCCGCGGCGCUCCUCUCGCCAUGGACAACAUUCGACAAGGUCUACAAGUCGGUUAUGGGAUACCCUGCCAGCGACUUCGAAUUUGUGUACGGACGGACACCACUCUCGACUUUCACUGAAGCCAUGACUCUGGUGGUGCUGUAUCUUGUAGUCGUUUUUGGCGGCCGGGAGGUAAUGCGCAAUCGCAAACCGCUGGAGCUGAACACGCUCUUCAAAAUUCACAAUCUCUUCCUGUCUCUUCUCAGCGGAGCUCUGCUGGUGCUGUUCGUCGAACAAGUUGCACCAAGCUUGUGGCAGAAGGGCAUCUACGAAUGUAUCUGCGGACCCUCGGGCUGGACACAACAACUGGUUGUUCUCUACUACAUCAACUACCUCACGAAAUACUACGAGCUCAUCGACACCGUCUUCCUGAUGCUCAAGAAGAAACCGCUUACCUUCCUCCACUGCUAUCACCACCCGGCCACCGCGCUCCUCUGCUUCAGCCAGCUGAUCGGAGGAACCCCGCUGUCUUGGGUGCCCAUCACGCUCAACCUGACGGUGCACGUUGUCAUGUAUUGGUAUUACUUCCAGACCGCGCGGGGCAUCAAGGUGUGGUGGAAGCAGUGGAUCACCGUCUUGCAGAUUACCCAGUUCGUGCUGGACCUUGGUUUCGUCUACUUUGGCUUCUACGACGUCUUCGCAGACACGUACUUCAAGGAGAUCCUCCCCCACGUCGGUCGGUGCGGCGGCGAAUUCUACUCAGCCGUGACUGGUGGCGCCAUCCUGACGUCGUACCUGAUUCUCUUCAUCAUGUUCUACAUUUCAACGUACAAGAAGGGCGGUCGCAGCAAGGCGGCUGCGUCGCAAAAGUCCAACAAGCCGGCCGCUGUCCUCAACGAAAAGAAGGCCUUGGCGGCGGCUGACCUUGGGAGGUAA
Colletotrichum fioriniae is the source of this 978-nucleotide messenger RNA. Its product is annotated as Fatty acyl-CoA elongase/Polyunsaturated fatty acid specific elongation enzyme. Gene Ontology annotation, cellular component: endoplasmic reticulum membrane. Gene Ontology annotation, biological process: fatty acid elongation, polyunsaturated fatty acid; fatty acid elongation, monounsaturated fatty acid; fatty acid elongation, saturated fatty acid. Gene Ontology annotation, molecular function: fatty acid elongase activity. NCBI's taxonomy places the organism in Eukaryota, Fungi, Ascomycota, Sordariomycetes, Glomerellales, Glomerellaceae. The record is from RefSeq and is a predicted model, not a curated record.